AUGUUAAUAUCAUUCCACGAUAAACAUGGAACCAAGGAUUUCUCCACUUUUACUACCAAGAUACUAGGUAAAAAGAUUUUCGCCAAGAGCUGCGUCGAUCAGCACGCCGUUGAGCGUGCAGGCUAUAGGCUACAUCGGUUACAGUACCAGGGGUCAUUCACUAGCGAAACUCUGGCCCUCCAAGUUAUUUCCUUGGCAUCGGCCGCCCGACCAGAAACUCUUAGCCAUGUCCAGGGCUGCGACUCAACAUGCCUGCCAGGAUCAGCCAAGCAAGUUGAAUCUGUCAGAGCUGGACCUACCAACCAUACGUGA
Molecule: messenger RNA, 312 nt
Organism: Fusarium poae
Lineage: Eukaryota; Fungi; Ascomycota; Sordariomycetes; Hypocreales; Nectriaceae
Exons: 7
Coding region: 1-312 (103 amino acids)
Source: RefSeq, a predicted model, not a curated record